AUGAAGUUUUUUAUACAAUUAAUCUCGGUAUAUUUAUUCUCGAAGGUUAUAAAAGCCAAGUCUUAUAAAAUACAUGAAGAAGAUAUUACCAAACCUGCAUCUUCUGAAAAAGCAGGUUUAACAAUAAAUCCUUCUUCUAAGGAUGGUGAACUUGCUAGUUCUAGUUCAGAAGAUGAUGGAAUAUUAAUACAAAUUUCUGAAAAAAAGAAUAAAGGUAGUUCUAAAUUAAAAAAAGAUAAACUAGGAGAAAGAAAAGGAGAAUCGAAAUCUAAACAUUCUUCUUUGCCCAAAUCUUCUGCUGUUACAAAACUCGAUAAGCCAAAAAUGUCUCUAAAUCCUUUUAAUUUCGAUGUUAAAAAAUCUAUUCCUGCUAAAUCCACACCUCCAACCAACCUAAAAACUCCUACUAAAUUAGAAACGUUUUCUCCUUUGGAUUCUACCUAUAAAACACCAACCUCUGAUUUUCUUUUAAAGGAUUUUGAAUCAAAAUCUGUAAAAGUUUCUUUUACUGAAAAAGAAAUGAAAGAACUUGAAAAUUUCUCUAAAAAUCUCGAUAUUUUUAUGCCAUCUAUAAAUAGAGUAAAUGUUAUUGUUAAAAAUAUUAUUAAAGCAAAUAAAAAAGAUGAAGACGAAAAAAAUAAAAAAAAUAAGCCAAGUGAACUUUUUAACAUUAAGGUGAUAGAAGUUUCAGAUGGCACUAAUCCUAAUUAA
This is a messenger RNA of Vairimorpha ceranae, 711 nucleotides long. RefSeq lists its product as hypothetical. The coding region runs from base 1 to 711 and encodes 236 amino acids. The transcript has a single exon. Lineage: Eukaryota; Fungi; Microsporidia; Nosematidae. The record is from RefSeq and is a predicted model, not a curated record.